Messenger RNA from Saccostrea cuccullata (small rock oyster), 1911 nucleotides. RefSeq lists its product as uncharacterized. The coding region runs from base 146 to 1861 and encodes 571 amino acids. Lineage: Eukaryota; Metazoa; Mollusca; Bivalvia; Ostreida; Ostreidae. The transcript has 2 exons. The record is from RefSeq and is a predicted model, not a curated record.
GUCCUAUAUGUCGUGUAAAGAAGUGAAAUUGUCAACAAUCUAACAUGGCGGUGUCAUAGAAGGCUGGACUUCACAUGAGAUGGAUUUGCUGGAUUCUGUAAAUUAACCCCCGUCUGCAACUGCGCAUGAGAGGACUUUUGAUAAGAUGAGAGUAAAACAUCGCAGGAACCUGUUGAUAUUAGUUGGAUUCUUAGCCAUACUUAUUUAUUUCUAUACAGCAUUUGUUCAUGUCAAAACAGAGGAAGAAACUGAAUAUGGAAUUCCUAAAACAUUAUUCAAAUUUUCCAAAACUGCUGAAAUUCCAAAAGGAGGAACGGAAUACGUUCAAAGGAAGCGCCAGCCACUGCCAACGUUAGGUUACCAUAGUGAUCCGUUACCUGGAUACGAAAACUUAUCCUACCGAGAACUUAAAAAUAACCCAGUGCCAAAUACAAUUCAUUAUGUAUGGUGUCAUGACAGAACAAUUUCAUUUGAACACUACUUGUCUAUUCUAAGUGCCUGGAAGUUAAUGAGACCAGAUUCCAUAGAAUUUCAUAGCAUUUAUCAUUUUAACACAACAGAGAAAAAAUACGAUAUGUGGAUGACAGAACUGAAGAGAACUGUUGCAGGUUUUGCCAUUCAUAAAAUUCCCGAUAGCUGGGAUGGACAGGAAAAUGGUUGUGGGGUGUGGUUUGGAAUAGCCGUCCUUGACGACAGAGGGGGUAUAUAUUUCUCGGAGAAUCUUUUGCUAAUGAAAUCAAUAUCAUCAUAUAGGCAGCAUAAUUUUAAGUUAGGUCUGAACAAGCACGGAGAUGAAGUGAGUUUUAUUUUUGCAAAAGAAAAAGACAAGAGUCUUCGAGAGUUGGUUAGAAUGAAGCGAAAGCAAGAUUUGUCUCCGAAUAGUUUCAAUGAUACAGUCGUCUGCGAAAUUAUUCCAAAAGGAAAGGUGUUAAAUAUUCCAGAGGAUAUUGAAUGUUGCGAGAUAUCCAACAUACAUCCUGUAGAUAUAAUGUAUUCCAAUACAACACUAGCUGCAAGGGCACGGCAGGUUUUUUACGGUGAUUCGGCCAUUGUUAAGGAUACUCCAAAACUGCCGGGAAAAAUACCGAAAAUCGUCCACCUCGUUUGGUACCGAGAAAAAGAGAUGGACUUCAUGAUGUAUCUUAGUCUGAGGAGUGUAAUGACAAUUCUUAAGCCAGAGAAAGUAUUUAUACACGGUGAUAAUCUUUUACAUGGGAAAUAUUUUGAUAAAUUCAAGAGAGAUCCUAGGUUACAUACAGUAUACAGGGAGGUCCCUGACACGAUAUUUGGACACAAAGUUCUUUACACUCAGCAUAAAAGUGACAUAAUUCGAGCCGACGUCCUUCUUAAAUAUGGAGGUAUUUAUAUGGAUUGGGAUGUACUGUGGUUAAAGCCUAUUGACGAUAUAAUAGAUAAAGGUUACGACGCCAUAUUUAACUUUGAUCACAUGACACGUAAUGGCUACCCGGAUGUAAUCAAUCUCGGUGUUUUCCUUGCAAAACAACAUUCUCAUUUUGUUAAGUUCUGGCAAGACAGUCUUGUAAAUUACCGUUCAGAAGAUUUUUAUCAUAAUGCACUAGAACUUCCAUACAAAACAUACGAAAAGUAUCCUCAAUAUGUACAUGUAGAGCGCCAUUUACAGGUGAUGUGUUUUCAGUUGAAAUGCCAUCCUACUUUUCGGAAUCACUAUCAUGAAUUUGACCGGGAGCAGUACUUUGACUGGAAGAAAGAGGCCUAUGCUAUUCAUUUUACGUAUCCCGACCCUCCCGAGUAUGCCAACGAAUCUGCUCUGAAGCAGGGAUACAAUAAGUUUGCAGAAAUUGGGCAGCACAUAUUAAAUCAGAAGUACGAAUAUGAUUGACAAUUUCCACUUCAUUUAAACAUUCAUUUAAUCAGUCCAACAUCUGUAAU